CUAUACAACCAGAGGAGUCGCCCCCUGGUGGACACUAGAGAGAAUGCAGCUUUGACACAUGAAGCUCUGACUUCCGGAGGUUUUUACUAAGAAUACACAGUAAACACUGCAGCCACUAGAGGGCGCUGUCAACAAGACUGUUAUAAAACUGAUUUACUCCCAAUGAAAAAAACCUGAACUUGAAGCCUGAUGAACCCUUUUCCCUCAAAGCCAUUUAUCAACACACACACACGCUCUUUGCCUGAUUGGUAUUGAUCGUGGUGCUGCAGUGUGUGUUGGUGUUUCAACUGUGGAGGAGGAAGAUGUUUCUUCACAUCUGUUUAUAAUGAAGUACAUCAGCUCAUGAGGUUGCAUUCUAAUCACUAAUAUUCUCAUCGUCAGUCUUCAGGUCAAUGACCCUUAAAAGUCUUGACUCUUUGAGGACAGAAUGUCCUCAGUGUCGAGGCCUCCCAUUGGUCCUCACAAAGAUAGAAGUUCCUGAGAGUCCUGAUGAGAAUAAUUCUUUAAAUCCCCCGAAAAACUCUGGAUCAGAGGAUUCCUGUUGACCUGUUUCACAGUUCUACAGAUUCUAGUUAUUUAGUUUACGAUAGAUUCAGUGGUUAAAAAUCUUUGUCCAUUCAUCUGCUUUGACUAAAAGACAACAAGACGAACCGUGAUGUGUAAACAACGUGAUCGCAGCUUAAAUUUGACUUUUUAAAUCUGAUAAUCUGCUGCUGUGAAGGUGACGUGAGACAUUUUAAUCUGCUUUAUGACUCAGUUAUUAAACACACCAGAUUAUGGAAGAAGUGUUCAGAUCCCUUCAUGAAGUAGAAGUACUAAUACCACAAUAAUCACAGUCAUGUCUGUUGUCUCAGCUGUAAGUAGUACAUUACAGCCAGUACACACUGAGUACCACUGAACUACACAGUCACUACUUUAACUACAUGAAGCUGAUAGUACUUGAGUACUUGUACCUGUGUCCCCAGUACUCGGCGGCCGGCUGUCUUCUGUCCCUUCACCACAGUGAGAAGCCGGACCACGAGGAGGUGUGUGAGUUCCGUCCGUACACCUGUCCGUGUCCUGGAGCCACCUGUAAGUGGCACGGCUCUCUGGAGGCAGUCAUGCCUCACCUGAUGCACGCUCACAAGUCCAUCACCACGCUGCAGGGCGAGGACAUCGUCUUCCUGGCGACGGACAUCAACCUGCCGGGCGCCGUAGACUGGGUGAUGAUGCAGUCAUGCUUCAGCCACCACUUCAUGCUGGUCCUGGAGAAGCAGGAGAAGUACGAGGGCCACCAGCAGUUCUUCGCCGUCGUGCUGCUCAUCGGCACCCGCAAGCAGGCCGAGAACUUCGCCUACCGCCUGGAGCUCAACGGAAACCGGCGCCGGCUCACCUGGGAGGCCACGCCGCGCUCCAUCCACGACGGGGUGGCGGCCGCCAUCAUGAACAGCGACUGCCUCGUGUUCGACACCUCCAUCGCACACCUGUUCGCCGACAACGGCAACCUGGGGAUCAACGUCACCAUCUCCAUGUGCUGAGAGGAACCAGAAGAACCAGAAGCAGCGCCGCCGCCUUCUGUGACGGGUCGUCUCUCGAUCGGGCGCCAGAGGAAACAAAGAGAGAGAGAGCGAGCAUUGGGCCGUCAUGGGCGCUGCUCCAAAGACUCCUGAGACAGAUUUCACUCUCCAGAGAUCAAAGGGUUCAAACAGACGAAUUAUCUCAACCUGACUUCCUGUUUGUUCUCAAUAUUCUCAUCGAUGAUGGAGAAGAAUAUUGACUCUAUUAUUGCAGGAAACAUGUGGUCACCUUUCUUAUCUAACGCUGCGUUCACAUCAAACACCAAGAGAAUCUUCUUUAAAUACAAAGUCAAAGCAAAGACGCGAGAGGACGGAAGAAAGUCGCUGCUGUCUUCAUCGACGUUAUGUUGAGUGUUGAUGGAGAUGCUACAUUGUUAGCCUAGCAUAUAGCCUAGCACUGAUGGAUAUUUAGUGUUGGUGCAGUAGUAAACAGCUGACGUGUGGUUUAUUAGACACAGUGAGAACUCCUCCUGAUGAUGUCAUGAACCAGACAUGAGUUUAGUUUCCUGGAUAUCUGGUUCUUCAACAACCGGAGUGACGUUAAACACAAGUGAUCCUGUGAAUAAUGUGACGCCAACAUGUAGCUUUGCUUUGUUGUGAACGCAGCAUGAAGGAUGAAGACGAUAGAACGUGACCACGAUAUGACGAUCGGCUUCUAUGAAACGUUAACGUAACAGUGGAGCCAGAUUAUAACUUCACAGGAAACAAACGGCUGCUGGCUGUUAAAGUGCAGCAGAACAAUGUGAAUAGUUCAGAGUGGAAGGUUGCCGGUUCGAAUCCCUGCAGUGACCGGCGGCUGCAGCUUGUCUCUCACAUUUCGGAGGUCAGUGUCUGGACUCUGAGGACCAGCUGAGCUUCUGGAGUCCUCCUCACACUUUAAUCUUUAAUCUCAGAUAAAAGUCGUCCGUUCAGCCGCCAGCGCCUUAACUUUUUCUACCGUCUUCUUCUUCCUGUUGGAGUCACAACAUGAACUCAUGACAGAGAAAUGUAUUUAGAAACAUUCCUUGUCUGUAAACCGUUGUAGCAAACGGACCAGGAAGAACCCGACUUCAGCAGAUACCUCUGACCUCCAGCAGUUUCCUCCGUGUUUGUUGAUCUUCACUGCUGCUUUCUGCUGAAACUAGUUCAGAUGAAUUCAUUGUAAUCAUAAAUAAAUGUAAGUUUUAUUUCACGUCGGUAAUUCUGAGAUAAUUUCCAACAGUUCCAAUAAUUAAAUUUAGUAAUAAUUACAGUUAAAAAUGGAUAAAAUGUGUAAUUAACUGUGUGAACAUAUAAAUGUACAUAAGAGAAACAAUUCACCAAAAACGUGCUAACUGCUACGGGCUCGCUAACGAAGUUGACGAGUGCAAGCGGCGAUGAUUAUUAUUACGGGUUUAAUAACAUCAGUUAAAGAGUCACUUAAAUAAACACUUAGCUGGAAGCUUGUAAAAAGCCGUUACAAGUUAAUUAGCUCGCUAGCUAGCGACCGUUGCACGUUAGCUCGCAUUAGCUAGCGACUGUUUUUCAUUAGCUAGCUAGCAACCGACGAUAGAACAAGGUAGAAAUAUAUAGUGAGUGUCUUCAUUGUUAAUUUUACUGAUGUAAACAAUAAUAGAAUGUGGCUUUAGACAAUUUCAAAGCUUCAUUAAUUUAUUUUUAAUUAUAAUUUAUGGUUUUAAAAGCCUCGUUUUAAUUUUUAAAGUGUUUUAAUCGAGUUUUUGGUUGUAAAAGUUGUGGAAAAAUUGUCAAAAUUGUCUGGUAAAAUGAGGGCACAUUAUUAUUAAUACUGAAUAAUAAACACGGAGGAAACACAGCUCUGAUAAUCACUUCCACUUUACAGCCACCGACUUUCCACCAGAUGUUUAGCGAUAUUGUAAAUGAAGUUAUAACGACGGUAUAUUUUAUAAAAACUGCUCCGUUUAUUGUAUUUGUGUUCUGACAGUUUGACUCUGCUGCUGAGACGAUGAUGAAUAAAGAUGAAAACGAGGAGAGUUCACAUAACUAACGCUCACUUUUUAUUCUUUUUAUUGUUGACAUGAAACUCUUUGAAUCAUCGGAAACUGUUCAUGAGUCAAAACUACGACUCCCAGGAUGCAUUUCACCAACACACCAAUCGGGGUCACAUUCUGCUAUAUGUGAUGCUAACGGCUACAUUUAGUCACUUAUCCCCAUGGCAACAGCAGCUGAGGCUCAUGGGUAUUGUAGUAUUUAGAGUCGUCUGGUUUCUUAAAACAAACUUUUAGUAAAGUUCAAUUAUUCAGGAGGGAAACGUGUUUGUUAAUAUUCUGUAAACAAGCUGCCGGAUCAGAACUCUGUGCUAAGCUAACGAGGCUAUCAGCUAAUCUCAUUACUGCUUUAAUUAGUAGGAAAUGUUCUAUUUUAGCUCAGUUAUUCCAGGAAGUUUCAACAUAAAGUAGUAAAACAAUUUGUCCAGUUAACGUCAACAUAUAAAACAAUUAAAGAACAUUUUAUUAAUUUCUUAGGUCAUUCAUAUUUUACCUACAUUUUUUAUCAAAUCUCAGUUCUUUCAGGAAAAGUCUUACAAAUUAUUCCGUAAAUGUAGAAUUUCAGCGUCAGAAAUAAAUCGGAGACAAAAUCCCCCAUAAAUUCAAGUAAUUUGCCCCAAAACACAACAAAGGGAACAAAAAUGACCCAAAUUAAAUAUUCCAUUUCCACCCGACAGCAUUGAUUGGCUUGAAGAUUAAUAUUUCCCUCGUUAACGAGUGCAGAUAAUUGAACGCGUGAUACAUGAAGACGUUUCUUUUCUUCUCAGCGUUCUGUGAUGUUUGAGUGAUUCUCAAAGUCAGAGGAGACAUUUUAGGACGGUCAGUGUUUAUUAUUAUAAUAAGUCAUAAUGAUUCAUCUUUCAACACAAAAACAA
This is a messenger RNA of Anarrhichthys ocellatus (wolf-eel), 4416 nucleotides long. RefSeq names its product E3 ubiquitin-protein ligase Siah2. NCBI's taxonomy places the organism in Eukaryota, Metazoa, Chordata, Actinopteri, Perciformes, Anarhichadidae. Gene Ontology annotation, biological process: proteasome-mediated ubiquitin-dependent protein catabolic process; multicellular organism development. The record is from RefSeq and is a predicted model, not a curated record. Gene Ontology annotation, molecular function: ubiquitin protein ligase activity; zinc ion binding; ubiquitin conjugating enzyme binding. The coding region runs from base 924 to 1517 and encodes 197 amino acids. The transcript has 2 exons. Gene Ontology annotation, cellular component: cytoplasm.